GUGAUUCGACGACGCAAUCUUCGUACACGGUGUAUCAAACUGCUAGUGUUGGAUGAAGCAGAUGAAAUGCUCAACAAGGGUUUCAAGGAACAAAUCUACGAUAUCUAUCGCUACCUUCCACCGGGUGCUCAAGUUGUGCUGUUUUCGGCUACGCUUCCGCACGACAUCCUCGAGAUGACCAGCAAAUUUAUGACCGACCCCAUUCGUAUACUUGUAAAACGUGAUGAAUUGACUCUGGAAGGAAUCAAACAGUUUUUUGUCUCGGUCGAUCGCGAGGAAUGGAAAUUUGAUACGCUCUGUGACUUGUAUGAUACGCUUACGAUCACGCAAGCAGUCAUAUUUGUGAAUACACGAAAAAAGGUCGACUGGAUGGCAGAGAAACUGAGGGAAGCGAAUUUCACAGUGUCUGCAAUUCACGGUGAGAUGGAGCAGAAAGAGCGCGACGAAAUUGUGAAGCAAUUCCGUAGUGGUGUGAGUCGCCUGUUGAUUUCAACGGACGUGUUUGCUCGCGGCUUGGACAUCCCACAAGUUUCGCUUGUGGUGAACUAUGAUUUGCCGAAUAAUCGUGAACUUUAUAUUCAUCGCAUUGGACGCUCUGGUCGCUUUGGGCGUAAGGGUGUCGCAAUCAACUUCGUGAAAUCUGAUGACAUCCGUAUUUUGCGUGACAUCGAGCAGUUCUAUGCUACACAAAUUGAUGAAAUGCCAAUGAAUGUGGCGGAUCUCAUCUGA
Molecule: messenger RNA, 729 nt
Organism: Gongylonema pulchrum
Lineage: Eukaryota; Metazoa; Nematoda; Chromadorea; Rhabditida; Gongylonematidae
Source: the annotation of a GenBank genome assembly